Molecule: messenger RNA, 952 nt
Organism: Mollisia scopiformis
Lineage: Eukaryota; Fungi; Ascomycota; Leotiomycetes; Helotiales; Mollisiaceae
Product: alpha/beta-hydrolase
Exons: 1
Coding region: 44-952 (302 amino acids)
Source: RefSeq, a predicted model, not a curated record
CCAAUUCGACCACUUGAGAAGCACUUCUUUGCCUCGUAAAACAAUGACUACCCACGAGACUGCUGUCACACAGUAUAUUGUUGCAAAUGGUACAAAGCUUGCCUAUCGACGGCUCGGGGCCUCAGUUGGAAUACCGCUGGUUAUGAUGAUGCAUUUCCGUGGUAAUAUGGAUUGGUGGGAUCCUGCUUUGAUCAACGCACUGGCGAAAUCUCGUCCUAUCAUAUUAAUGGACAACGCUGGAAUAGGGAAAAGUGAAGGUGAAAUUCCAACUACCCUUCAUGGUUGGGCAGAGCACCUUAUCGCUCUUGUACAGGCUCUGAAGGUACAUCAAAUUGAUCUCCUAGGCUUUUCGAUGGGAGGCGGAGCUGCCCAGCAUGUUGCUCUCGCUGCACCAAAAGGAAUGGUUCGCCGAUUGAUCAUCGCAGGAUCUCGCACAAGCAAAACACCAAACACGGUCAUUGGUCCUCGAAAGAUCUUUCAUCAGCUUGCCCAUGCUGUGACGGAGGAAGAAUUCAAGGAGGCCUUCACUGUCAGUUUCUUCAACCCGUCAGAGCACGGUAGAGCUGCUGCUAAGACUGUGUUGGACCGCAUCUAUGUCAGAAAAGAGGACCGAGCACCGCAUCUUUCCCCAGGUCUUGCAAAGAGGCAGACAGAGGCAUUCACAAAAUUCAGCGUGUCGAGCCCAGAUAAUCCUUACGAAAGAAUACACGAGCUCGACAUGCCAGUUUUGAUAGCCAAUGGAGAUAACGACCUUCUCAUUCCGACAGUCAAUAGCUUCGAGCUUGCUCAACUGCUUCCGGACGCCCAUCUACACAUCUAUCCCAACUCUGGGCAUGGCUUUUUGUACCAGUAUGCCGAGCUGUUCGCAAAACAUGUCGACUUGUUUUUGGACGAGACAACUGGCGAAGAUGGGGAGAAAAUUUUCGAGGCAUUGAAAUCUAGACUGAGCUAG